This is a messenger RNA of Symbiodinium sp. CCMP2592, 210 nucleotides long. Lineage: Eukaryota; Dinophyceae; Suessiales; Symbiodiniaceae. The record is from the annotation of a GenBank genome assembly.
AUGAGCACAGGCACUUGCAAGUUCGGUGCCACGUGCAACCACGCCCAUGGUGAACACGAGCUUCGUCGGCCCGAGGGAGCGCCGCCACCAACUCCGCAGAAAGUCAACACCCGCAACAUCACGUCGGCAGUCAUGACUGUUGAGCCUGCAUUCUCCGAGACUGGCUGGCAUUCAUACAUGAUUGCCCCUGAAACCUCAACCCAACCCUAA